AUGGCUUCCAUAGCCACCUGCUUCACUCUCCCUCCAAAACCUCACCUUCGCCUCAUUUCAAAACCCUCCCUCUUCCCCAACCGCCCCCCUCUCACUCGACGCCUCAUUCUUCCUGGAUUUCCUCCCAAGCUUCGAGAAUCUAGGGUUUCGGUGACCGUCGUUCGAGCCAGCCUCGACGCCGUUACCGGGAUUAGGCCCGGCGGAGCCGUCGAGAGCGAUAAGCUGCCGUCCGAUGUCAGGAAGCGCACCAUGGACGCCGUGGACGCGUGCGGCGGGAGAGUGACGAUUGGUGACGUGUCGAGCAGGGCUGGGCUGAAGGUCAAUGAGGCUCAGAAGGCUUUACAGGCUCUCGCUGCUGACACUGAGGGCUUCUUGGAGGUCUCGGAUGAAGGCGAUGUGCUCUAUGUUUUCCCCAAGGAUUAUCGAGCCAAGCUUCUCGGCAAGUCGUUUCGGAUGAAGGUUGAGCCUAUUCUGGAGAAGGCUAAGGCCGGGACCGAGUACGUAGCCAGGGUUUCGUUUGGGACUGCCUUGAUUGCCUCCAUUGUUCUUGUUUAUACUGCAAUUAUUGUUGCUAUCUCGUCUAGUAGGAGUGAGGAUGACAAUCGUGGACGACGUGGAAGAUCAUAUGACUCAGGGUUCACCUUUUACAUGAAUCCUUUUGACCUCUUUUGGUUCUGGGAUCCAUAUUACUAUCGGCGUCGGAGAGUGCAAACCGAGGAUAACAAGCUGAAGUUCGUUGAAUCUAUUUUCUCAUUUGUAUUUGGCGAUGGUGAUCCAAAUCAAGGAAUUGAAGAAGAGAGAUGGAAGUUGAUUGGGCAAUACAUAACCUCCAAUGGUGGUGUUGUUGCAGCUGAAGAACUUGCUCCAUAUCUUGAUUUGGAAGGGGGAUCUAUGGAUGAUGAAACAUACAUCUUACCUGUUCUUUUACGGUAUGAGGGCCAGCCUGUAAUAGAUGAAGAGGGAAACAUUCUCUACCAAUUUCCCUCUCUACAGCGUACGGCGUCUUCUCAAAGAAGUGGAAGGAAAGAAUAUGUAGGGAGAAGAUGGGCUGAUUUUGUUGGUGGAGUUGAUAAAUUUUUUACUGAGAAAAAAUGGGAAUUCAGUAACACUAGCAUUUCUGAGAGAGCACUAGUUGCGGGACUUGGUGGACUUAAUUUAUUUGGGGUUAUCAUUCUUGGAGCCAUCUUAAAGGAUAGUGCAGUUGCACCAGUUGGUUUUAUUAAGUUCAUUAGCAGCAUAUUUCCAUUACUUCAGGUUUAUGCUGGUUCAUUCUUUGCAAUUCCUUUGCUCCGAUGGUUCAUUGUGAGUAAGACAAAUGCUGACAUAGAGAAAAGAAAUCAAGCAAGAUUGAAAUCUGCUCGAGCCCUUGAAUCGCCAGAUAUCUCACUAAGACGAAAGCUGCUCAGUGCCCGGGACAUGGCCCAAAGAACAGUCAUAGGACAGGAUAGAAUUGUAUAUAGUACUGACAAGGAUUUGAUUGAGCAAGACUAUGAGGCCCAAGAUUGGGAUAGAAGAUUUCGAGAGAUAGAGAAGUCAGAUUGAGAAGAGGCUGCUGUUACUUGAGACUAGAGCCAGGAGUUUUCUCCUUAAAGGAAAUGAGAGCUUCACAACUAUUGUUGUAAAACCAUCACACUGGAAGUUGUAUUGGGCAAGCUGUUGAUGCACCCUUGGAGCCUGCAGUUGUUUACAUUCCGAAAUUUGUGGGGGUACAGCCAGGAGUCACACCUUGUAAUAUAGAUUUUAGGUGGACAACAUAACCAUUUACAAAUGUGAACUUGAGCAUCACAGGGUUCAUAUAUAUUUUGGGAGCCCCAUACCCCGAUUAGUUGAAUAUUUUGGGAGCAGUAAGGCUUUAUGUGGCACUAAAUUACAGUAGAGGGCCAAAACUAAGAAAGGUGACUUAGCGUACAUGUCACCAUUAAUAGUGAACUUGUAGAACAUUGAUCGUUAAAAACAAUUGCUGCAUUGUUAUAAAUAGAUGGUUUUGGAGAUCCUUUUGAAA
Fragaria vesca subsp. vesca is the source of this 2002-nucleotide messenger RNA. RefSeq lists its product as uncharacterized. Gene Ontology annotation, cellular component: chloroplast envelope. The coding region runs from base 1 to 1542 and encodes 513 amino acids. The record is from RefSeq and is a predicted model, not a curated record. The transcript has 14 exons. Lineage: Eukaryota; Viridiplantae; Streptophyta; Magnoliopsida; Rosales; Rosaceae.